Camellia sinensis is the source of this 1118-nucleotide messenger RNA. RefSeq names its product putative mannitol dehydrogenase. The record is from RefSeq and is a predicted model, not a curated record. Gene Ontology annotation, molecular function: oxidoreductase activity, acting on the CH-OH group of donors, NAD or NADP as acceptor. Lineage: Eukaryota; Viridiplantae; Streptophyta; Magnoliopsida; Ericales; Theaceae.
ACAUGUUUCAUUUGAAUUGACAAAUGCAGGCACGAGAUAGUGGGUGUGGUAACAGAGGUAGGUAGCAAGGUGCAGAAAUUCAAAGUUGGAGACAAAGUUGGGGUGGGAUGUUUGGUUGGGUCUUGUCACUCUUGUGACAAUUGUGCUAAUGAUCUAGAAAACUAUUGUCCUAAAAUGUUAUUCACCUACAAUUCCAUCUACUAUGAUGGAACCCCAAACUAUGGAGGUUACUCUAAUAUUAUGGUGGCUGAUGAGCACUUCGUGAUUCGCAUCCCUGACAGUCUUCCUCUUGAUGGUUGUGCACCUCUUCUUUGUGCUGGGAUCACUACUUAUAGUCCUCUAAAACACUUUGGGCUUGACCAGCCUGGUAUGCAUGUGGGUGCGGUUGGUCUUGGUGGGCUUGGUCAUGCAGCUGUAAAAUUUGCCAAAGCUUUUGGUGUUAAAGUGACUGUGAUUAGUACCUCUCCCGACAAGAAGAAAGAAGCUAUUGAACGGCUUGGUGCUGAUUCUUUUUUGGAUAGCCGUGACCCAACUCAAAUGCAGGUUGUUAUGGGCACAAUGGAUGGUAUCAUUGAUACGGUUUCUGCACCUCACCCUCUUCUACCAUUGAUUGGUUUGUUGAAAUCUCAUGGAAAGCUCAUCUUGGUUGGUGCACCAGAGAAGCCGCUUGAGCUUCCAGUCUUUCCUCUGCUUAUGGGGAGGAAAAUUGUGGCUGGGAGUUGCAUUGGAGGCAUAAAAGAGACACAAGAGAUGAUAGAUUUUGCAGCAAAACACAACAUAACGGCAGACAUUGAGGUGAUACCGAUGGACUACGUGAAUACUGCACUGGAGCGCCUCGUGAAAGCUGAUGUUAGAUAUCGAUUUGUGAUUGAUAUAGGGAAUACAUUAAAAAUAGCUUAAAGUUUCUGCGUUGUGGCUCCUGAAUUUGGCUUUUCUGUUUGGACUGACUUGUGCUGUUGGAUAGGGAUAUCUCACAGAUUGCAAGCCUUAGAAGUUCUGCACUUACUUUUUCUUGUGUUGUUGCUACUGGGUACUUAUUUCUUCUUGUCAUUCAAAUUUCCAACAGUGUAAUUCAAUAUUUCAUUUUGAAUAAAUGAUAGUGGUCAAUUUUGCUAGAA